AUAAAAGGUAUUAUUUUAAAGAAUACCAUUUCUGUCAGGAGAGGACUGGAGGAAAUAUUGGGAGAUUUAACCAUGUGACUGAGAAUUUGAGCUGCUCGUCAGAUGGUCUUUCCAAGCCAGCUGCAAUGGAACCACUGAAUGGAGAUGAUGGACAGCCAGAACAACAAAGCAAGACAGAACCAUCUCUGAAAGGUGUUGAAGUGUCUCCACACCAUCAAUGGGUGGCCUGGUGGAAUGGGAGGACAGCAGGCGGAAACCUGUAUCUCUUUGUCCUCUCACUGUUGUUGGUUUUCUUCUUUAUGUUUUGGUGUGGUGGAUGUGAGACAAUCCCAGCAGUUCAGGAUAUUUUUGCUGUCCUGUCCGACCUACUUCAUCCAUUUCAACAGUUGGAUUCAGAUUCUAACAAGGAUCUGAUCAGGGAAGAAGGCAUCACAGUGUCUUACCUCCUGCUGUCUCUGUUCUCCCUUGGCUUGCUACUUGUAGGAACAUUGGUUUGGCGUCUUGUGAAAGCACCUCCAGAUCCCCCAUUUCCCCUCCAAGAGGACAGACGACAGUCUGUAAGCCGCCAACCAUCGUUCACUUAUUCUGAAUGGACAGAAGACAAAAAUGAUGAUGACUUCCUUGAUUUAGAUCCUGUACCAGAGUCACCAGUUUUUGACUGUGUGAUGGAUAUAAAAGUAGAAACAGAUCCAGCAACUCUCACAGUUAAAUCUGUAGGGCUGCAGGAAAGGCGAGGUUCAAAUGUUUCGCUCACACUGGACAUGUGUACUCCAGGCUGUUCUGAACAAGGCUUUGGUUAUAUCAUGUCUCCAAGGGACCAGUCAGCUCAAGAAUAUCUCCAGACAGCAUCAAAUAUUCUCAGAGAGGAGGAGCUGCACCAGAAAGCUUUAGAUUCUUUUGUUCUCCAGGCAGAAUUUUUUGAAAUCCCAAUGAACUUUGUUGAUCCAAAGGAAUAUGACAUUCCAGGUUUGGUCCGAAAGAAUCGCUACAAAACAAUUCUCCCAAAUCCUCACAGCAGAGUGUGCCUUACCUCAGAUGAUCAAGAUGAUCCCCUUAGUUCUUACAUUAAUGCUAAUUACAUCAGGGGCUAUAGAGGAGAAGAAAAGGUGUACAUUGCUACUCAGGGACCCAUAGUUAAUACUGUCAGUGAUUUCUGGAGAAUGGUAUGGCAGGAGCAUUCUCCAAUCAUUGUCAUGAUUACCAAUAUAGAAGAGAUGAAUGAGAAAUGUACAGAAUACUGGCCAGAAGAGCAGAUUACCUAUGAAGGAAUUGAAAUUACAGUUAACAGAGUCAUACAAGCAGAUGAUUACCGGUUAAGGCUUAUUACUCUAAAGAACGGUGAAGAAAUAAGAAACCUGAAGCACUACUGGUAUACAUCUUGGCCAGACCAGAAGACCCCUGAUCAAGCACCACCCCUGCUACAACUGGUUCAAGAAGUGGAAGAAGCCAUGCAUUGUGCAGAAGAAAAGAAUGCUCCAAUCAUUGUUCAUUGCAGUGCAGGGAUUGGGAGAACAGGCUGUUUUAUUGCUACCAGCAUUUGCUGCAAACAGUGGAAAAAUGAGGGUGUGGUUGACAUACUCAGAACAACAUGCCAACUACGACUAGACAGGGGAGGAAUGAUCCAGACCUGUGAACAAUAUCAGUUUGUCCACCAUGUCAUGAGCUUGUAUGAAAAACAGUUCACUAGAGCAGCAGCAGAAGAAUGAAGAUUCAGGAUCAUUUAUUAUGACAAAGACCAACAGAACUCUGAUCAGAAUCACAUGUAUUCCAGAGCUGAGAAGGUUAAGAAUUUCAGAAUAGAAGAUAUUUAUUUAUACAUAUAAAUAUAUAUAAAUAUAUAUAUAUAUAUAUAUAUAGUUUUACUUUCAUAUUGCUUUAUUUUGCAUUCAAGAACUAAGAUACUGCUUUUCUUCAAUAUGUGACAGGGUGUUACCUUUACUUUAAAAAUUAAAAAGGCCUGUUUAUACUGUAAAUAAAAUCAGUAGCUUCAUUUGCUCCAAAAAUUUAAAACAUCAUUGCCAGUUUUGCUACUUAAAGAGAAAAAAAAAAACUUGCUACUAGAUCCAAAUACAAUGUGAAACUCUUUGAUAGAUGUCUUGCUGAAGUCUGUAAUGUAUGUUUACUAAGCUUGGAAACUAACUUUUCUGCCUUUUUUCUGAAUGAUUGUUUUUACAUUUUAAACUACCGGAUACUGUGUAUAUCAUAAAAUCUUCUGGGCCUCUGCAUUAAAGGAUUCAAGUGAAUUCAUACUGAAAAAA
Molecule: messenger RNA, 2258 nt
Organism: Candoia aspera
Lineage: Eukaryota; Metazoa; Chordata; Lepidosauria; Squamata; Candoiidae
Gene: PTPN5
Product: protein tyrosine phosphatase non-receptor type 5
Exons: 13
Coding region: 126-1706 (526 amino acids)
Biological process (GO): signal transduction; peptidyl-tyrosine dephosphorylation
Cellular component (GO): cytosol; plasma membrane; cell junction
Molecular function (GO): protein tyrosine phosphatase activity; protein kinase binding
Source: RefSeq, a predicted model, not a curated record